UCUCUCUCCCUUGCUCGCUUCUGUUCAGACAGUUGGCAGUAAUAAAUCAAAUAUUCUGAAGUUAAUAAACUAGUUUGUAAAGUUACACUGAGUCAACAUGGCAACCCUGGAUCCUGCUACCCUUCCUGUAGAGAAACGUAUUCUACACCUUCCUCCCCUUCAAGAGGUUGCCGAGGUCCUCCAGGCCGGACUCCGUCAGAACUUUGCCGAGGUCGAGGUCGUGGCGGUCGAUUGUCCUGACCUCCGUGAGUGGGGUAUAGCUGGUGAAGGACUAGGAGGUAAUACUCGUCUUCUUGAUGUCGGAGGACCUCCGUUCCUAAUCCCAACUGUGAUGAGAGAGAAACUGUAUGAUAUGAGAGACUAUCCUCAGCUGACAGGACUAAGUGAAGGGAUGAUGAUCGGAGCUGGAGCUGGACCUUGGCCCUAUAUAAACAGGAACUCGGAGAUGAUGCCGAACCUGUUCGUCAAACAGGACAAAACGAUUAUCCAGAGGACUCAUAUUACGAGGACGAACGAUGAGGACGGAUCCUACGAGACUCUGAAGCUGCCGGAGUCGGAGACAAGGAAUGCAGUUCUAGGAAACCUGUUUCUGUGCUCCGGAGAACCCGGAAAGGUUCUCAAGGUCCACUGUAAGGUACGGACGGGAGAAAAGAACUUUGUGACCUGUAUGCGGGAGGUGUUGAAUGCCUACUAUGGAGAAGAGUUGACGGUUGGUAUGGGAGGAGUUUUUAAAAUUCUCCAGGGUAAAGUCUGGAUCCAUGUGAUGCCCGACUUUUCUCCAUGUCCCAUAAACACUGACGAGGAUUUGAAUAAUUGGUUAAAGUUCUAUGAGAUGUCUUCACCCUUUACAGUUCUCUCCACUCUGAUAUCCAGGGACCCUGAACUAGACCUGAGGGUUGAACAUGGGCAUGGUUGGGGAGAGAAUAGUCAGGGUGGUCACUAUCACUACGACACUACUCCUGAGGAGGUUGAGUACCUAGGCUACUACAACCUGGCAGAACUCUGCUAUAGGGUAGAUAAACCAACUAAUACUCAUCAGCUUGGCAGAGACUAAUGUCGUCUUUAAAUACUCAUCAGUUUGGAAGAGACUAAUGUCGUCUUCAAAAUUAAAAAUGAAGAGAUAAUUGCAGUCGUACCACUUUAUGCACGUAGUAAUUUGUCGAAGAUUUUAAGAUUUAAAUACAUAUUUUAACUGAUUAAAAAUCAAAA
Eurytemora carolleeae is the source of this 1209-nucleotide messenger RNA. RefSeq names its product ester hydrolase C11orf54 homolog. The transcript is spliced from 2 exons. Bases 98 to 1054 code for a protein of 318 amino acids. Gene Ontology annotation, cellular component: nucleus. The record is from RefSeq and is a predicted model, not a curated record. Lineage: Eukaryota; Metazoa; Arthropoda; Copepoda; Calanoida; Temoridae. Gene Ontology annotation, molecular function: zinc ion binding; hydrolase activity, acting on ester bonds.